AUGUGCAUGAUGGGAGCUUCUGUUGAUCCUCUGGUAGUAGGGCGGGUGAUUGGGGACGUGAUAGACAUGUUCGUUCCGUCUGUAGGGAUGUCCGUCUACUACGGCUCAAAGCACGUGACCAAUGGGUGCGACAUCAAGCCUUCCAUGGCUACAAGCCCACCCAAGGUUACUCUCACUGGCGGCAACAUUCACAGCCUCUACACCCUCGUUAUGACUGAUCCAGAUGCACCAAGUCCUAGUGAACCAACCAUGCGCGAGUGGCUUCAUUGGGUCGUUGUUGACAUUCCUGGCGGUACAAAUCCCACCCAAGGAAAGGAGAUAGUAGCUUAUAUGGGACCUCGGCCACCUGUGGGAAUUCACCGAUACAUACUGAUAUUGUUUGAGCAGAAGGGAGUUUUAGGGGGAGUGGAACAACCAGCUGCACGCGCGAGUUUCAACACUCGCUAUUUUGCCAGACAAUUCAAUUUAGGACUUCCGGUCGCCACAGUUUAUUUCAACUCCCAGAAAGAGCCUGCUUCUAAGAGACGUUGAUCAUUCUCAAUCAAUCAACUAUAUAUGCAU
Messenger RNA from Arachis stenosperma, 561 nucleotides. Its product is annotated as protein MOTHER of FT and TFL1. The transcript is spliced from 4 exons. NCBI's taxonomy places the organism in Eukaryota, Viridiplantae, Streptophyta, Magnoliopsida, Fabales, Fabaceae. Gene Ontology annotation, biological process: positive regulation of seed germination; response to abscisic acid. Bases 1 to 531 code for a protein of 176 amino acids. The record is from RefSeq and is a predicted model, not a curated record.